Molecule: messenger RNA, 2078 nt
Organism: Aphanomyces invadans
Lineage: Eukaryota; Oomycota; Saprolegniomycetes; Saprolegniales; Verrucalvaceae
Exons: 1
Coding region: 39-2057 (672 amino acids)
Source: RefSeq, a predicted model, not a curated record
UGCAGAUCCACGUUGUUUCUAAGCUUGACUUGUUCGCCAUGCCUCGCCCAAAGACCCGAACCCUGCAGAUGCCCCAAACCCCCCAGAAUGCUGCUGGCGCCGUCCAGUUGGCGAAAGCGCUCAAGACGUUGCUCGGGUAUCUCUGCACGAUUCUGCUGGUUGUCGACGUGUGCGGCAACAACUGGGAGCUCAUCGACUACGUCGGAGACGCCAAACACCUUCUUACGCCCCUCUUGACCGUCGCAGAGUUUGACCAGAUCGGCCACGCGUUCGUUUUCCCGGUGGGCAACGCGCCGGACCACGUGUCGCAAGUUGGCCAGUUCAUGAUGAACACGUCCCUGGCGCAGAUCCAGGCGCGCGACAGCGACACGUACAUCCUCGGCACGACGAUGCAUCCCAUCCAGGACAGCGUCAAUGACAUUUGCGGUCACCUCGUGAGCUCGUACCCACUUCCAAGCGCCAAUGCGACGUCGGUGCGGCUGGGAAAUGUCGCCGACGGCAUUUCGUUUGUGCGGGGCACCGCACUCAGCCACUGGUUCAGCGACACACGUUCAGCUCCCCCCGCCGACCAGGGCAUGAAUGAAACGCAGCUGAGGGCGAUGGGCUAUGGGCCAGUUCGCCAUGGCACGGACCUGCGCCUGACGACCCACGUUGCCGUCCCCCGUCCAGGCGAAAUCGUCACGACGUCGAUUUCAAUGUAUCGCUUCUUUAUGAAGGCGUUUUGCUCGGGAUGCGUGCCAGGCACGGAGCUCGGGCUAGACACGUGUGCGAUUACGUAUUUGUACAACGAAACAACACACUCCCUGGACGUCACGGCCAGCCAAGCCGCGGUCGGAAGCUCCCACGAGCUCGGGUUCAUAUUUCAACGGCGCGGGGGGCCGAUACUCGCUCUGUACAUCCGCUUCGCCAUAGUGCUUCUCGUCUUUGGAGUGUACAGUGCCAGUCAGAAAACCGUGCAGUGGGUGGAGUUCGUGCCCGAGUCGUUGCCCCAGCGACUGCACAACGUCGUUGCGCCGCCGCUGUACAGACAGCCCUGUUCAGUGUUUGGGCUGAGUGAUAUUUGCUUCAACAGCGACAUCUUUGUCGUGCUGUACACGCUGGCCGUGCUCGCAGACGAAGAGAUCAGCUUGGUGUACUCGAGGGUGCUGUAUCGGUGGUACCGAUCGACUUCGUUUAAUCUGUGGAUCGAGCUGCGCCUCAUGUCGAUGACGAUGCGAUGGCUGUGGCUCAACUGCUUUCUCCUCAAAGCCGCCAAGUGGACGUGUGACUUUGCCAGCGUGGCGCAGUACACGGGGGAGAACCGUGUCAUGGGGUGGCUCACCUUCAGCUCGGUCACAUGGGUUUACCUCAGCGUGUUUGUGCUGUUUCAGCGAGCCAAUUUCAUCGAGUACAGCAACUCGGUUCUCAUAGAUCUCUCGUGUGCCACGCAGAACCUGGACGCGGUCUCCGUGGCAUUCCUCGAUAGCUGGUACGUGCGGUCGAUGCCGGACCUGGUCGUCGUUGUCCUCGUCAACUUGAUCGUGCUUUUGGCGAUCGAUCGCGUCGUGAAUUGGCAGUGGUGGCGGGCUACCGCCAAGAACUCGCUGUGUCGCCAGCUCAUGUUUAACUCGACGUCGAUUCUCGCCGACGUUCGUGGCGACGCGAUCGACCAGCCUGGCUACGCUGGCUCGUGUUUGGUCAUCAAGGCGCGCGCGCUGUGCACGUUCCGCUGGUUCUUUUCAACCCACCUGACUGCAUUUGGACUCAAGGAACACCCGGCGAUUCUGCGCGCCAUCCACUCUGCAAGGCCACACAAAACGGAUCCAGGAUCGUCCAGCGCCGACGUCACAGCCGACACGGCGCCCAUGCCGUCCGAGAGGACAACGCACACCUCGGUCGCGUGGCUUUCCGAUCACGACGUCGUGAAACCUGUGCCGCCGACCGAUGCUGCAACCCUCUACUUGAUCGUGCAGGACCGAGACGGGCAUAUUCACGUCGUAGACGGAACCAAGCGGGAAAUGCAAGAGCUAAACGUUGAGGUCAAGAUUCUACGGGACACCACCAUCGUAUUGGGAUAACAGAGAGCCUUCCGCUGCGUG